Molecule: messenger RNA, 624 nt
Organism: Meyerozyma guilliermondii ATCC 6260
Lineage: Eukaryota; Fungi; Ascomycota; Pichiomycetes; Serinales; Debaryomycetaceae
Gene: DAM1
Product: Dam1p
Exons: 1
Coding region: 1-624 (207 amino acids)
Biological process (GO): mitotic sister chromatid biorientation
Cellular component (GO): DASH complex; mitotic spindle pole body; mitotic spindle polar microtubule
Source: RefSeq, a predicted model, not a curated record
AUGGUGUUACUGCAUCCUUCAACCCCCAAUUCCCAGCACAAAAAAUCAAACCGCAGGCACCUGAGGCGAUCUUCGGGUAUAUACGGUAUUCUUCCUCAAUCCCCAAAAGUCCAUUAUGCAGUAGAUGCAGAAAACUUGCCGCUAGAUAGUGCAACUAACAGAGACAGAUUCGGACAACUUUCCGAUGCCAUGGAAGAAUUGGAUGUCAAUAUGACCAAUCUCCAGCAGAUCCACGAAGCCAUGUCUGGUGGAUUCAACGAGUCAUUUGCUGCUUUCCUUUAUGGACUUAAUAUCACCACCUGGUGUGUAGACUUUCCUGGAUGUCCAACCCGCGAUCAAUGGCAACGAAUACAGAAGCUUGAUGGCAUUGACAAUCGAGUGGCAUUGCUCCAGGAGCAAAUUGAAGAGUUACGCCAGGAAAACUCCCGUCUACGUGCCAAAAUAUCUGCCACUGAAAGCAAUCAUACCACAACGGUCAGCGCUGGUAGCAGCCGUAACGAAGAGACAAGAUUGCCACAACGGGGUGCAGUACGCAAGCCUGUGGGACGAAAUAAACCUAAUUUGAACCAGCCGCCUCGGUACAUGAAAGACUUGUUUGAACUGAAGAUACCCCGGAGAAAGUAG